CUUCUAUGCUUCCGUGUGGAAUCCGACCAAAGUCGAUAAAGAAGCUAUGACGAUGGACGAUGGUAACUCCGUCUACGUCGGCGGCCUCCCUUACGACAUCACCGAGGAAGCUGUCCGCCGUGUCUUCUCCAUUUACGGCUCUGUGCUCACCGUUAAGAUUGUGAAUGACCGGAGUGUAAGAGGGAAAUGCUAUGGCUUUGUUACAUUUUCAAAUCGUCGAUCGGUUCAUGAUGCUAUCGACGACAUGGAUGGAAAAAAUAUUGGUGGGCGUGCAGUGCGUGUGAAUGAGGUGACGACAAGAGGUGGAAGAAUGAAUCCAGGUCCAGCGCGGGUACGACCACACGGUGGAUGGGAUAGAAGCCCUGAUAGGAGAAGUGAUGGAAAUUAUGACAGGGAUCGGUAUAGUGAUAGGUCCCGAGAACGGGAUAGGUCUCAGGACAGAAGGAAAGAUCAACACUACAUAGAGAAGGAAAGAGCUUACGAGCGUUCACUUGAUUUUGAGAGGAGAAAUGAUCAUGAUGUGCUUGAUAGAAAUGGUUACAAGGAAAGAGUUUUUGAAGGUGAUGGAGGAGAUUGGCGUGGGGAUCGCUCUUUUGGGGAUAAUGGUAGGGGAAUCAAAAUCAAUGGGACAAGUACUCAUGAAGGUAGGAGCCAAGAAACAAAGAGAGAUGAUAGUACCAUGCUUGAUGGUGGGUGUGGAAGAGAUCAGUUCUCUAAUUCAAGUGGAGAUCAAAGUUUUCAGGUGAAAGGAGAACUGGAUUCGCUGAUUAAGAUACGUGAGGCACUUCAAGAUGAGGUGCUGGUGGUGGAGGAGAGAUUGGAAGAAAAAGAGAUAGUGAUCUCAGAGUUACAAAAAAAUUCUAAGAGGUUAGAAGAUUUGUUGAUCAAUGAAAAGAAACUGGUUUCACAACGCCGAAAAGAAUUGGCAAAGCUACAUAAGUCAUUUUCAAGGGUUAGAGAGUGCACAGAUAACCUUAAAGACUGUGAACAGGAACUCCAGUCGCUUGUUAAUGCAGCAGCUAGAGAUGGCGUGGCAGGUGCUGAUGAAGGACUGGGAAACGUGUAUGCGUAACACGGUCACCCGCAUGUAUGAUCUGCUCUGUCUGAAGUGUAGUUUUGUCUUAUCUCUGUGUGACUUUCCAAGUUUUUUUCCCCCGAGCCGAGCUACCCUGAUUUGGUACAUUUUUGCAUUUGUUUUAGCAAAUAUGUAUGCAUUUCAUUCAGAUUGUAUCAUUAUCAUACGAACAUCGACAAAAUAAUUAUGUUUUCACGUCCUACUUAAACUAACCAGUCACCAAGUUCACUGGAUAGUUCAACAAAACAAUCACACUAUACUUAUACA
Molecule: messenger RNA, 1342 nt
Organism: Camelina sativa (false flax)
Lineage: Eukaryota; Viridiplantae; Streptophyta; Magnoliopsida; Brassicales; Brassicaceae
Cellular component (GO): mitochondrion; nucleus
Molecular function (GO): RNA binding
Source: RefSeq, a predicted model, not a curated record